Molecule: messenger RNA, 1473 nt
Organism: Puma concolor (puma)
Lineage: Eukaryota; Metazoa; Chordata; Mammalia; Carnivora; Felidae
Source: RefSeq, a predicted model, not a curated record
AUGGCAGGCCUGGGCCCCGGCGGAGGCGAUUCAGAGGGGGGACCCCGGCCCCUGUUUUGCAGAAAGGGGGCUCUGAGGCAGAAGGUGGUCCACGAAGUCAAGAGCCACAAGUUCACCGCCCGCUUCUUCAAGCAGCCAACCUUCUGCAGCCACUGCACGGACUUCAUCUGGGCCUCUUCCUGGAUCUCUAACCCAGCCUACACCCCUUCACUUCCUCUCUCAGUUGGCGAGGCCCGUAACCUUAUCCCAAUGGACCCUAAUGGUCUGUCUGACCCCUACGUGAAGCUGAAGCUCAUCCCAGACCCUCGGAACUUGACAAAGCAAAAGACCCGGACCGUGAAAGCCACGCUAAACCCUGUGUGGAACGAGACCUUUGUGUUCAACCUGAAGCCAGGAGACGUGGAGCGCAGGCUUAGCGUGGAGGUGUGGGACUGGGACCGGACUUCCCGCAACGAUUUCAUGGGCGCCAUGUCCUUCGGGGUCUCGGAGCUGCUCAAGGCGCCGGUGGACGGCUGGUACAAGUUACUGAACCAGGAGGAGGGCGAAUAUUACAAUGUGCCAGUGGCUGAUGCUGACAACUGCAGCCUCCUCCAGAAGUUUGAGGCCUGUAACUACCCCCUGGAACUGUACGAGCGGGUGCGGAUGGGUCCCUCUUCCUCUCCCAUCCCCUCCCCAUCCCCUAGUCCCACGGACUCCAAACGCUGUUUCUUUGGGACAAGCCCUGGACGUCUGCACAUCUCCGACUUCAGCUUCCUCAUGGUUCUAGGAAAAGGCAGCUUUGGGAAGGUGAUGCUGGCUGAGCGCAGGGGCUCUGAUGAGCUCUACGCCAUCAAGAUCCUGAAGAAAGACGUGAUUGUCCAGGAUGAUGAUGUGGACUGCACCCUGGUGGAGAAGCGCGUGCUGGCCCUGGGGGGCCGAGGCCCGGGAGGCCGGCCCCAUUUUCUCACCCAGCUGCACUCCACCUUCCAGACCCCGGACCGUCUGUAUUUUGUGAUGGAGUAUGUCACCGGGGGCGACCUGAUGUACCACAUCCAGCAAUUGGGCAAGUUUAAGGAGCCCCAUGCAGCGUUCUAUGCAGCAGAAAUCGCCAUCGGCCUCUUCUUCCUUCACAAUCAGGGCAUCAUCUACCGGGACCUGAAAUUAGACAACGUGAUGCUGGAUGCUGAAGGACACAUCAAAAUCACUGACUUUGGCAUGUGUAAGGAGAACGUCUUCCCUGGGACCACCACCCGCACCUUCUGUGGGACCCCAGACUACAUAGCCCCUGAGAUCAUUGCCUACCAACCCUAUGGAAAGUCUGUUGAUUGGUGGUCCUUUGGGGUUCUGUUGUAUGAGAUGUUGGCAGGACAGCCCCCUUUCGAUGGGGAGGAUGAGGAAGAGCUGUUUCAGGCUAUCAUGGAACAAACCGUCACUUACCCCAAGUCGCUUUCCCGGGAAGCUGUGGCCAUCUGCAAGGGGGUAAGAACUCCCUGA